Messenger RNA from Endocarpon pusillum Z07020, 1305 nucleotides. RefSeq lists its product as uncharacterized. The coding region runs from base 1 to 1305 and encodes 434 amino acids. Lineage: Eukaryota; Fungi; Ascomycota; Eurotiomycetes; Verrucariales; Verrucariaceae. The transcript is spliced from 9 exons. The record is from RefSeq and is a predicted model, not a curated record.
AUGCCUUCACAGCCUGGAUUCGAAGCGAUAACGCCGUGGAGACAGUCUAGCUCGGGUAGACAGUAUCGCACAGUAACUUUUCAAGGCAGACAGUAUACCCAGUGGGAUGAUGAACGUGGCACUCUCAGCCAAUUAAACAACCAAACACCACGCACAACAGACCCCAGGAACCAGACGAGUGCUCUGGGACCUGCAGGUCAGCAAGCCCGGGGUGCCUCGUACCAGCCGUCUGGCUAUCCGCAGCAGGCGUCAGCAUAUCACACCUCGUUGUUUCCCAACAGCGCACCACCAGCAAACACGAAUGCCCCUGCUGCUCAGCUUGGAGAAGCUCGGAUGACAUCUUACCAAACACAAUACUCCGGUUCGAGGUCGUCUCAUGAUGGUGCUUACCUAUAUGGCCUUCAACAAGACCCUCGUUAUGUUACUUCGCCCACCUCUCCCACACUUGCUCGAGGAACCGAAUCUCAGGUCGGCGACCGAGCCUUGACCGGUGCAAACAGAUUGUCUGGUGCUAGCUGUAAUAGUCCAAUAUCGCCCCAGCCUACCAGCCCUUCCUCUACGCUUGACAGAAGUAGAACCUAUCCUCCAGGUACACGGAGAGUGGUCUCGAGAGACGGGCAAACGUACUGCUUUGAUGAAAACAAUAGAAUUCUUGAUCAAUGGCCCAUGAGGCGCGAAUCCGAGCCUGCUCCCCGUCCUUCAUCUCUGGACACGCGGUCUCCUCCCAGCAAUCCUCCAGCAACCCGGCCCGCCGCGGCUGCUGAGGGCAACAGGCUUAGUCCUACUCGGUUUAUUGAGCGCCAGGGCAAAUCAAUGGAGAAGUUCUUUGUCCGUGGUCGCGUAUUGGCAAUGCUCUGGCAUGAGAAUGCAGGCAGUCGCGGCACUCAGCUCAGUGAAGCCUCUAGACGCGGACCGUAUCAACAAGACAUCAUUACGAAGACUCGUCGAAUGGUCCUCGUCAAAAAGAUGCACGGGUUUUCUUGGUGCAUUCCCAUCCAUACCUAUAGCGGCCAGGGAGUGACCAAAAGAGGUUUAUCCCGCGAGGACAUCGAGAGACACGCCGUAAUUUACAUGCAGGGCACCAAGUCGCAACCACGCCAGGAUGAGCGCGGUCUCGUCAAAGAACCGAUCGCAGUGAAGCCGGCUAGUCCUGAUCAGAAGCUUGACCCGAUGAGCCGCCUCAACUUCGGAAAGCCUUAUACGGUUGAGCACAACAUCAAAGCCAUGGAGGUCGGAAUGGUGACCGACAAGUCGAUGCCGUACCUGGUGACCUACUUCCAGAACGUCUGCAAUGAGCAGCCUUGA